Molecule: messenger RNA, 2239 nt
Organism: Sitodiplosis mosellana (orange wheat blossom midge)
Lineage: Eukaryota; Metazoa; Arthropoda; Insecta; Diptera; Cecidomyiidae
Product: SET and MYND domain-containing protein 4-like
Exons: 2
Coding region: 207-1526 (439 amino acids)
Molecular function (GO): protein binding
Source: RefSeq, a predicted model, not a curated record
ACGCACAAAUGAGAUGAUCGAAACAAGUUUCAACACAAUACGUCUUGCAUACACACACUGGUUCGCAAAAAAAGCAACAUCAUCAGAAGUCGAUGCUGACAUUCAUUUUGAGUGCAUAAAUCCAAAAUCGCAAUCCAUACCGAAUAAUAUUAUAAGAAUCAAAAGCUGUCCACAGAUUCUGCAGCAGCAAAUAUAGUCUUAGCACAAUGUUGUGGAAAAAGGAUACGAGCAAAAAUGAUGCAAUGUAUGUAGACAUCUUUGCAAAGCACGGAGGAAAAGCGUAUUUUGGCAAGAUUGUGUCUGUGGUUCGACAAGGAAAUCCGAGCUCAACAUUGAAAAAAAAUGAUGCGGUGUCACUGCAAAAGCGGAACAAGGGAAAUGAUUAUUUCAAACGAGGCGAAUGGAGUUUGGCAAUGGAAUUGUACGGCGAAAGUCUCUGCUACGCUACAAUCGGAUCGAAGAAUAUCAGUUUGGCGUAUGCGAAUCGAUCGACAUGUUUCCUCAAAUUGAAAUUGUACAAUGAGUGUCUUAUCGAUAUUGAGCUGGCCAAAGAAGCUGGCUAUCCAGCGGAGUUGAUGCCGAAGUUGGAUCGACGCAAAGACGAAUGCUUGAAAGCCAUCAAACAAGGUGCACAGCCCGUGAAUUUUAAAUCGAAGUUGAGCGUUGAACCUCACGAACAUUUUCCGUGCAUGGCAAACGUUCUGAAAAUUGGCCGAGAUGCUAAAGGUAAAGUGGCGCUCUUUGCCAAAGAGGAUAUCGACGUAGGUCAAACAAUCGUCUCAGAGAAAACGCUCAUCACCUAUUUAUACUGGCGGCCUGGAUGGAAAUGUAACAUUUGCCUCAAAGAGUGCACAAACCUGUUGUCGUGCAACAAGUGUACUGUGGCGAUGUUCUGCGGUGAAUGUCAAAGUAAUUCGCUACAUGAAUACGAGUGCGGUCUGCGAUUCAGCAACAAUGAUCUAAUGAACGGCACAACAAUGCGGAUCGUGCGAAGUUGUCUAUUGGCCAUCGAUAUGUUUGCGAGCGUUGAUGAGCUGAUGACCUUUGUGGAACAAGUCAUUUCAAGCGGUCGAAACCAAAUACCAUCGACGUUUUUGGGCGAGAAAUCACAGUACGAAGCAUUUUUGAAGCUUCCAAUGAAUCCGGCAAAUCAAUGUCCCGUAAAGUUUCUAUCAGUUUUGUCGAUCGCAUUUUCAGCACAGAAAAUGCUUAUGAGAAUUCCGAAAAUCAAUUCCAUGUUCCAGCGCCAGAAGUACCGUCGGUUUUUGAUGCAUUUAAUAGUCCAUCAUUAUCAGGUGAUGGAAAUAAACUCAGUAGUAUCAUGUAUUCGGGAUGAUGGUGAAUGUAUAGCGUUUGUGAGUCAAACCGGCCUGAUGAUUGGCUAUAUGAAGCACUCAAAUGCACCAAAUGUUACGGUAUCCAAAACUCCUGGCAACACGGUUGAUCUGAUCACUACUCGACCGGUGAAAAAAGGACAACAGAUAGCAGUCCGUUCACAUUUAGCUACUGACGCUUCUCGAACAUGAUCAACAUCAGUUGAAAAAAUCACCCAAUUUGCCAUUAUUGAUUACUUUACUUUUGCUUGCAAUUUUUUAGUUAUUUCUACAGCCUUUGAAACGAAACGUGAUCGCAACACAUAUAAUCUUUAGUAUCAAACUUGAUUUUGACAUCUUUAACUCACACUCCUUUUUCGAAUGAAUCGAAUUAUUUGAUUCCAUUAUUUUUGAUAUCAGCUGUUUCGGUUCGUCAAAUUCGGUUACGAAUUCAAUUCGUAUAUUCAUUUUAAUAAGAUACACCAUUCGAAAAAAGUGGGGCCCCUAACUCGGAACAAAGACGAUCGACAGCAGAUAUUAUUGCAGGAUAAAGAAAUGAUCUGCAAUUAUUACUCGACGCAAUGAUGAAGCAACGCAAAUAAUGAAAAACAAAUGCAAACGUUUCUUGCGGCGGUACGGGCAAUGUAAAUGGUGCAACUUUGAAAAGUUGUGGUGGUUUACUCAACGUUUUGUCUGUGCCUAUAGAACGCCGAAUCGACGACACCAAUAAAAAUGUACGCACAGAAACAUACUCCCCGAAUAAUUGAUUGUCCGUUCAAUUUCAUGCAAAAAGAAACAAAAUGACAACUAAAAUAUUCUCUUCCAUUAACAUAGAAAGUCUUGGAAACAAAAUCUAAACCGAAAAUAAUUUGAAUAAAUUAAAUUGUUCUUCUUUAUCACAAUAAAUUUCUUGUAUCCAGAAAAAA